Clonostachys rhizophaga is the source of this 1440-nucleotide messenger RNA. NCBI's taxonomy places the organism in Eukaryota, Fungi, Ascomycota, Sordariomycetes, Hypocreales, Bionectriaceae. The record is from the annotation of a GenBank genome assembly.
AUGGCGGACAAAAGUGAAACUGCCAGCUCUGGCAGCAAGAAGCAGAUCAUCCUCAAUGCCUUUGUCAUGAACACACCAGGCCACCUAUCACCCGGUCAAUGGCGACACCCGAGGAACAAGACUGACCAGUACACCAAGCUGUCGUUCUGGAUCGAGCUUGCACAGCUCCUUGACAAAGCAAACUUCCAUGCAAUGUUCAUCGCUGAUACCUUGGGCCCGUAUGAUGUGUACAAAGGCCCUGCCAAUGUCGUUCCCGCCCUCAGUUCAGGGGCACAGUUUCCAGUCGAUGACCCCCUCUUCCUCGUGCCGAGUAUGGCGGCAGCGACAAAGAAUCUCAUUUUUGGCGUCACAGCCAGUCUGACAUACGAUAAGCCGUACGCCCUGGCGCGACGUCUCUCAACGGUCGACCAUCUCAGCGAAGGCCGUGUCGCCUGGAACAUUGUCACGUCGUAUCUGGAUAGCGCAGCACGCAACCACGGUCUCAAGGAGCAAAUCCCUCAUGAUGAGCGAUACGCCAUCGCUCAUGAGUAUUUGGAGGUUCUGUACAAGCUCUGGGAAGGCAGCUUCAGGGAUGAUGCAGUGGUAGCCGAUCGGGAGACUGGUCAAUAUAUUGCCAAUGACGCCGUCCGCCAGAUUCAUCACAAGGGCAAGUACUUUGAAGUGCCGGGCCCUCAUUUUUGUGAACCCUCUCCGCAGCGCACCCCGUUACUAUUCCAAGCCGGUGUUUCGGAAGCUGGCAAUGGCUUUGGCGGCAAGCAUGGCGAGGCGAUCUUCAUUGGCGGACAAACCAAAGAAGGCGUCCGCAAGACGGUGGAUAACUUGCGCAGCAUCGCUGUCAAGGAGGGGAGAGACCCCAAUCAUAUCAAGAUUCUUCUAGGCCUCGGUGUCAUCGUGGCUGCAACAGAUGAAGAAGCAUAUGCCAAGCGGGCUGAACAUCUGAAGUAUACCGACGAGGAGGGUGCUCUUGCACUGUUUGGAGGGUGGACAGGGGUUGACCUUUCCAAGUACGAUGAUGAUCAGAACUUCUUGCAUAGCGACUCGCCUCGGAUUCAGUCCAUGGUCAGGAGAUGGGCCGAUACUGUUCCAGGGACAGACAACCUGCCAUGGACAAAGCGACGAAUUAUCGAGUAUCUGAGCCUUGGUGGCCUUCAAGCGAAGGCCAUUGGUGGCCCCAAGACUGUCGCUGAUGAGCUGGAGAAAUGGGUCGAGCUUGGUGGUGUUGACGGGUUCAACUUGGCCCAUAUCACCAACCCAGGAACCUUCGAGGACAUCAUCGAGUACCUUCUGCCAGAGCUUAGACGUCGUGGGCUUUUUAGAGAACGAGUUGAGAAGGAGGGAGCCACAGCUAGGGAGGUCUUUAUUGGCACAAAGAAGCUGCCUGAUGACCACCCAGGAAGCAAGUAUAGAUGGCGAGCUGGCCAGGAACCCCCCGAGUACUAG